Molecule: messenger RNA, 498 nt
Organism: Coffea eugenioides
Lineage: Eukaryota; Viridiplantae; Streptophyta; Magnoliopsida; Gentianales; Rubiaceae
Exons: 1
Coding region: 1-498 (165 amino acids)
Source: RefSeq, a predicted model, not a curated record
AUGGACUUGCCCAAGGGGAAGCUUUGUUCUCUUACAAACUUGAGAAGCUUCGGGAUUGGACCAUUCUCAGAAACCACAGAGUUGCAUUCCUUCCUAGACCUCUUUUUUUAUGCUCUCCAACCACCCCACUAUUACUUCCCCUCCCUUUCAGAAUUAAGUUUGUUUGGAUGGCCUCAUUGGGAAUCUCUGCCCGAGCAAAUUCAGUAUCUCUCUGUCCUAACAGGUCUUGAACUAGUUGGUUUUGGAGUAAAAUCAUUGCCUGAUUGGUUUGGGAAGCUUUCGACACUUGAACAACUUGGGCUCUGGGAUUGUAAAAAGUUAGAGAAUUUACCCUCUCACCAAUCUAUGAGAAGCCUCACCAAACUAAGUGAGCUACAGAUUGACAACUAUCCCCUUCUAAAGGAGAGAUGUAAACCAGAGAGCACCAGUAGCAGCACCACCGACCCUAAUUCUGAGUGGUCAAAGAUUUGCCACAUUCCUGAAAUUGUAAUUGAUUAG